AUGGUCCCGACUCGUACGCCCCAAGGUGUGGGAUUGGGCUUCCUUGCAACAAUGUGCACCUGCCAAAGGCAAACCUGUUUGCAACAGUUCCGCGAUUGCUCCGAAGCUGUGUCAGCUAAGCACCAAGAGUUCCAGGCGCUGGAGCCUCAUCAAAAGGCAAGGGAUGAGUUUUUGCGGAGGAACUUGCUAAGUUCCAGCCCUGCCGCCCAGCAGCAAUUCAACACUGAAGACCCUCGAGCCAGCGAACCAGAUUUCGAAGAAACUGACUCAGAACUCGAUGCGUCGGAUGGAGAAGAAUGGAUGGUGGCUUCUGACGACGAUGACAUGCUUGUUGCGUCAGAUUCGGACCGUGCCCAAUGCCAAUUGGGCAGGGCUCGGCGUGCCUAUGCCUCACGUCGUCCAGAUGGUUUCAUGUUCUUGGGGAAGCCUGUUUGCCUCAAAGCAUACUGCAGACUUUUGUCGGUGGGCCAGAAAGUGCUGCAGAGAUUGCGUUCAGGGCAGCUCGGAUACACUUCGAAUCGGGCGCAGGCCCCGAAGCACCCAACGUUCGGGUUCAGUUUGAGAGGUGACGCAGCGGAGAAGUGGCCAUCAGUGCUGAUGUUCCUGUGGAUCAUUUACCACUCUUCCGCAGAGUUCAUGCCUGAGGGUGGGCAUAGCCUGCGCAAACCUACCGUUGAACAAUUUGACGGAUCUGAAGCACCUUUCAAACUGGCAGAAGACAGGGACAAGGAGAGCGUGGAUCGGCGAGUGAAUGAAUUCAUGAAUGGCUUGCAUCAAUAUCGCUCUGACAUAGACCUGCGUCUUGUAGGGCCUGGGUCCUUUAAGGGCGAGCGACGAGAGCUCCAGCUGAUCAAUGGUGGGGCCACUGGGCAGGAGAGUGCGAUCAAAGCGUACUCAUCGCGCGUUUUAGCCCAGAUCCUACGUGAAGCAGUAGCCACAAGCUGUAUUUGCGGCAUCCAUGACGGCAUGGACCAGGCCAAGUUCAAAGUUCCAAGAAUCAGACAGCUCGCCGCCAACUCCAAACAAUACGCUUCACUGUUUAGACCACGUUUGCACGUGGCUGGCCUUUGGAUCCACGGCCGCAGAAUCCAAUUUGCGAUCAGCGAUGAAAACUUGGCCAAAGAUUCGGCUUGUCAAAUGGAACAGCUGGCCAGAGGCUUGGACGCUAUUUACAGGGAGCAUGGCUUGCCACCUGGAUUGGCAAUCCAGCAAGACAAUACAUAUCGAGAAGGGAAGAACCGGCACUACAUUGCCUUCCACAUCCUCCUGGUUGCACUGAACACCUUCCGGUGGACUGUUUGCAACUACCUGCGGGCGCAGCUCAUAUCCCGGAAUGAGUUCAACAAUCCAGAAGAACUCAUUGAACUCAUGGAUUCUUCUGGUCGUCCUCGAGGUGAAGGCGAGUCUGCGCGCAAGGCGCAGAAGGGAAACUUUGCGAAGGUAGAAUGCGUGGCGUACAAGUUGGACGAGGUGGCCAACUGGAAGGACUGGGCUGCAAUGGCUGGAGUUCGAGUCAAAGGGUUGCGCGGUGUUGGGCAGGUGCGCAUCAGCCUCCGGAAGGAUAUAGACCCUUCAUCUUAUGGGCAUUGUGAAGUGCAGGAAAUUGCUGGAGCCGAGCGGUCGGAGAAUGACAUCAUUUUAAUUGCAAAAAGGUUCAUGGCAAGUCCAGAACCCUUCAAAGUUGUGACCGUGAUGACAGCAGCAAGAGCAGCUACUGUGCGCCGGAGCUUUGCGCAACCUCAGGGCGUUGCCCCAAGACGAGCCAUCAAGGAGAAAGUUGCGAAAAAUAUCCGCAGCAAGGUUCCGACUUUGGUGAGGAACCUCACUCUGCCACCAGAUGCUGGAGCUUACCUGUUGAAUUGGGCUGAGUCAUCGUUACAGCUGCUUCCACGGCCACAGCGCUAUUCAUUUUUGGAGCGCCGGCAUGAUGGUUGUGUGCGAGAGGGCCCAGGUCCAAGAGAGGCAUGGGGGCCUCGGCCCAGAGAGAAGGUGGUUGAUUUAAAGCUCCCAGAAAACGAUUCAGACGAUGCUUCCGACAAUGAUUUAGAGCCAAUUGACUUUGAAGAUGGUGAGGGAGAUCAUGACUAG
Molecule: messenger RNA, 2088 nt
Organism: Durusdinium trenchii
Lineage: Eukaryota; Dinophyceae; Suessiales; Symbiodiniaceae
Source: the annotation of a GenBank genome assembly